Molecule: messenger RNA, 2388 nt
Organism: Brenthis ino (lesser marbled fritillary)
Lineage: Eukaryota; Metazoa; Arthropoda; Insecta; Lepidoptera; Nymphalidae
Source: the annotation of a GenBank genome assembly
AUGAUAGGACGACCCGUGAGCGCGCACGACGGCGACCGCGACUACUCGUGCUACUUAUUACUUACCAACAUAAUUAUGACUACUGAAGUGAGUGGUAGGGAGUACAGACUACAAAGUCAUAGAGUAUAUUGCUACAUAUAUAAAUACAGAGUACUCCGGCGGCGGAGGCGCGGAGGGCGCGGCGAGCGCGGCCAUGUGACCGGCCGCGCUACUGCGUCGCGGCCGCCGCGUGCCGCCGCUGCUUGGCCUGUACUCAGUAGCGCCUCCGCGCACGGCGCCGUGCUCAUUGCUGUUGUGCUGUGCAGGUCACCGGCCGGCCUCCACCGGCCCCCACCGGGCCCCGCCGACAUGAAACCGCAGGACGACUACAGGAACGGGGACGGCGGCUCCGACGACAGCGAGGGCGAGGAGCCCAGUGCGCUGGAACAGGAGCUGUCGUUGGACGACCCCGAGACGCCGGCGCGCGUCCUGCACGCGCUCAACGCGCUGCGCAAGGCGCGCCAGCACUACGACGUGUUGCUGGCGGCCGCGGGCGAGGAGGUGGCGGCGCACCGCGCCGUGCUGGCCGCCGUGUCGCCGCGCCUGCUGGCCGCGCUGGCCACGCUGGAGCCGCCGCCCGCCACGCUGCGCGUGCCCGGCGUAGAUGCGGACGCGCUGCGCGAGCUGGUGGAGUACGCGUACACUGGGCGCCUGCGCGUGCGCGACGCCGCCGCCGCGCGCCGCCUAUACUGCGCCGCCGCGCGCCUGCGCGUGGAGCCCGCGCGCGCGCACCUGGCCGAGCGCCUCGUGCGCCGCCGCGCGCCGCAUGACUGCCUCGCGCUGCGCGAGCUGCCUGACCUCGCGCCGCACCACCGCGCCCAGCUCGACGCCUACAUUGCGCAGAACUUCGAUGAAAUAUGUGAGAGCGGCGCUCUGGCGGCACUGCCGCUGAUUCGCAUAGAACUACUUCGAGAGACUAGUGCCGAGGGCGGCGAGGAGGCGCCGGCGGCCGUCGCCGACGCUGCGCUGUCUUGGCUCAGAGAUCAUAAUUCUUCAGACGUGGACCUGGAGGAGCUGUGCUCGCGGACGCACUUGCUGUUCGUGGACGCGAGCGGCGUGCUGCGCGACUGCGGCGAGCUGCCGGCCGCGUGCGGCGACGCGCCCGAGCUGCAGGAGUACCGGCGCGAGGCGCAGGAGCGCUCGCGCGGGCCGCGCCGCCGCGACCCGGCGGAGGAGGGCGGGCCCGGAGAGAGCGGCGUGCUGGCGGCGCGCUCGUGCGGGGCGGGCGGCGCGGGCGGUGCGGGCGGCGUGACGCGCGCCGUGGUGCAGCUGCGCGGGCGGCUGGCGGCGGCGCGCGUGGCGUGGCGCGCCGGCAGCGCGGCGGGCCCGCGCGGCGGGCGGCUGGGGGGCGCGCGGGCGGGCGGCGCGGAGGGCGCGGAAGGCGCGGCGCUGGCGCACAUGUCGCUGGGGCGCUGCGCGGUGGGCGCGGCGGCGCUGGGCGCGCGGCUGGUGGUGUGUGGCGGCUACGACCGCGCGCGCGUGCUGCGCGCGGCCGAGGCGUACGACCCGCGCGACAACGCGUGGGCGCCGCUGCCGGACAUGACGCGCGCGCGGGCGCGCUUCCCGGCGGCGCGGCUCGGCAACGCGCUGUACGUGUUUGGCGGCUCCGACGGACAGACGGAGUUGGACUCGGUGGACGUCUACGAGGAGGACGCGGCGGGCGGCGGCGCGUGGCGGGCGCGCGCGCGCAUGCCGCUGGCGCGCUCGCACGCGGCCGCGGCGGCGGACGAGGCGCGCGGCGCGCUGUGGGUGGUGGGCGGCUGGGCGGGCGGCCGGUCCCUGCGCGCCGCCCACCGCUACCUGCCCGCCCACGACCGCUGGGAGGACGCGCCGCCCCUGCGCGCCGGCCGCUCGCAGUGCGCCGGCGUGGUGUGGGAGGACGCACUGUGGGUGCUGGGCGGCUGCGACGCGUGGAACUGCCUGGCGUCCACCGAGCUGCUGCCGCUGGGCGAGGCGGCGGCGGGCUGGCGCGAGGGCCCGGCGCUGGCCACGGCGCGGCGCUCCGUGGGCGCGGCCGUGUGGCGCGGCUUGGCCGUGGCGGCGGGCGGCUCGGCGGGCGCGGCCUCGCUGCGCGACACGCUGCUGCUGGCGCCGCGCGCCGCCGCCUGGCGCGCCGGGCCCGCGCUGCGCCGCGCGCGCGCCGCGCCCGCGCUGGCCGCGCUCGGCGACGUGCUGUACGCCGCCGGCGGCUUUUCCGGCAAGGAGUUCCUGGCCUGCGUCGAGUGCCUCUACGAGCCCGACGGCGAGUGGACCACACUGUGCGCGCCGCCCUCGCCGCAGGCGCCUCCUACCGACGCUCGGGAGGAAGAGUCGCCGCAGGAAAACGGCGAAGUGUCUCCGCCGCCGCAG